This is a messenger RNA of Penicillium samsonianum, 1566 nucleotides long. Its product is annotated as putative pre-mRNA splicing factor. The coding region runs from base 1 to 1566 and encodes 521 amino acids. Gene Ontology annotation, cellular component: U4/U6 x U5 tri-snRNP complex. Gene Ontology annotation, molecular function: protein binding; U6 snRNA binding; U4 snRNA binding. Gene Ontology annotation, biological process: mRNA splicing, via spliceosome. The transcript has 2 exons. The record is from RefSeq and is a predicted model, not a curated record. NCBI's taxonomy places the organism in Eukaryota, Fungi, Ascomycota, Eurotiomycetes, Eurotiales, Aspergillaceae.
AUGAUGCACCCAUCGCGACAGGCUUAUGUCGAGGAGACGGAAGACACAGACAUGGGGGGCAUCAGCUAUGCCGAUCUUCCUAUGGACCAAGACUACGAUAUGCCCUCUACCGCAGGGGGUAUCCCAACCGAGCGGGCCUCCGCCAUUCUAUCGCAAUUCGAACGAAAACGGAGAGCAGCAGCGAUGGUGGUUCCAACGGAUGACACACGAGUACGCGCACGACUACGAGAGCUUGGGGAGCCCAUCACGCUAUUCGGCGAAGGGCCAUCAGAGCGACGCGAUCGUCUACGUGAACUGUUGACCGACAUGGCGGAGCAACAAGGCGGAGUCGAGGUAGAAAUGGAAGAAGCCGAGGAAGAAGGGGAACAACAAGAAGAGUUCUUCACCGAUGGCGGGCAAGAUUUAUUCGAGGCACGGAAAGAUAUUGCGCGCUAUUCUUUGCCGCGCGCAAAGGCUCGAGUGGCCCGGCUCAAGGACGAAUCAACAAUUACACUUCGGACGCAUGUCAAGCAUCGCAAAGCCGUCAAGGAGAAGCUACAAGGAUUUGAUCUUUACGGGUCUCAGAUUGCUGGCGAUCGUCCGGUUAGCAUUUGUCGAUUCGCGCCGGAUGGGCAGACAAUUGCUGCUGGAAACUGGAGCGGUGGGAUCAAAUUGCUCAGCGUGCCCAACCUGGAAGAAAAAGCGAGUUUCAAGGCGCAUACAGAUCGAGUGGGCGGCUUGUCAUGGUUCCCCGGUGCCACUCUACCCAGCUCGAAUGUCUCUCCCUCAACUGUCAAUUUGAUCUCCGGAGGCGGCGAAGGAAAUCUCAACCUCUGGGCUCUUGAUCAAGAAAAGCCGCUGGCUACGUUAUCUGGUCACUCGGGGCGUGUAUGCCGUACCGAGUUCCACCCUUCGGGUCGAUAUGCAGCAUCGGCAUCCUUCGACAGCUCAUGGCGGCUAUGGGAUAUUGAAACAGCAACAGAGCUGCUCCUGCAAGAAGGCCAUUCGCGAGAGGUCUAUACAGUGGCGUUCAACAACGAUGGCUCUCUCGUGGCUAGUGGUGGAUUCGACAGCAUCGGACGUAUCUGGGAUCUGCGGACGGGGCGCAACGUGAUGAUCCUCGACGGUCACAUUCGCGAGAUCUACGGUAUGGACUGGGGCGUUGAUGGCCACCGGGUGCUGUCUGGUUCCGGUGAUGGCUGGGUCAAAUGCUGGGACUUGCGACAGAUGAAGGAGACGGGCGGGAUUGGUGCCCAUAAGAGUGUGGUAUCGGAUCUCCGCUGGUACAAGGGUGCAGAGGCUGCGUCAUUCUUGCCUUCUACGGAUGGCGGGAUGGAUAUUGAUGGUGCUCCACCAGCUGCUGCCGAUAAAGCAGCGGAAGCGCCCUCGCCCAAGAAAUCAGGCACAUUCUUUGUGAGCAGUGGAUUUGAUAAGAGUGUCAACAUCUUUAGUGCGGAUGACUGGUCCCUCGUGAAGUCGCUGAGCGGCCACUCGGGCAACGUUCUCAGCACGGAUAUCAGUGACGAUGCAAAGUGGAUUGCUAGCUGCGGUCACGAUCGUACGGUGAAGCUUUGGGGGAUUGAAUGA